Messenger RNA from Fimicolochytrium jonesii, 4452 nucleotides. RefSeq lists its product as uncharacterized. The coding region runs from base 70 to 4167 and encodes 1365 amino acids. The record is from RefSeq and is a predicted model, not a curated record. NCBI's taxonomy places the organism in Eukaryota, Fungi, Chytridiomycota, Chytridiomycetes, Spizellomycetales, Powellomycetaceae. The transcript has 6 exons.
CUGUCAAAUACCCAGAUCAGAAUCAAAGCGAAAACUGAAUUCUGAUCCAUCGAGCAAUAUGCGCAAAAGAUGAAGAGGUCAGUAAAAGAAACGAAAGGUGCUUCCCCUGCUUGGCUCACGUCCAAGAAGCUGGAGGCUACCAGCGGUGGACAAACCUCGGGCAAGAACAGCAAGCUUCCUCGUGGAAAGCGCCCAACCGGAGCACAAUGGCAAGAAGUGGAGUCGCAAGCGUUUCCUGGAGAACUGCUAUCCCAAGGAACAAGGAAAGCUAUCCUACCGAAGGGCUCAGGAUCGGGAAGUCUCCAGAAACUGAACGAGGCCCCGACUGCGAGAACUCCGGAGAGACGAAGGUCCAACGAAGAGAAACAGCACUCGGUCGAGAAGCUCACGGCGAACCAGGAUCUGAAAACCUCAGAGAAGAUUCCGUCCCCCGGUAAAGGCUUACAAGUGAGCGUUGAUCAAGGGCUUGCGGUGAGCGUCAUUCCUCUAGUGGCGGCAAAGCCGAAGUUCGUGUUCGAGAAGGAGAAGUUCGAAAACUCCGUUAAGGAUAUGCAAGGAUCUUUGCAGAUGGCAAAUUCAACAUUUGCCGAUAUCUCCAGAUCCCAUCAAAGACUUGCAGCAUGGCGGCCAGCUUGGCCUGACCUUGAUGGUAUCCGGAGUGGGAAGUUCCGUGCGCCUACAGAAGACAUAGCACCCGAGAGUUACGACACAUAUCCGGGAUGGGUCCGGACUGCUGAUCAGAUGCUUCGAGAGGAGUCCUUCUUGCUGGCUGACAAGGCGGCGAUGCUCGCUGGAAGGACCAAAGGGGAAAGCACGAUAUCUUCGAACGUCGCCUCCACACAAAGCAAUGAAGCACACAGCCAAGGGAAUGCAGAUUUGCAGGAGCAUGGCAAAAGUCAGCACAGCCUGUUUGCGACUGGAGGGACUGCGCAACCGAGGUCCAUCCCCGGACAUGCCUCUGCAAGCAACACCGAGCCAAAUGCUGCUGCGACCGUACCAGAUACAUACAUGGAGGACACACUGAAGGCAACCUCUCUCGUACUCGUAGAUCGACCUCCAGUUACUAAGACAGCAGGUCCAAAUUUUGCAUUCCCGGAAAUCCCCGCAAAGGCCGCCAAUGAGGGAACGCAACGUCAAGAUGAUGGUUCAAUCCCUUCUCCAUCAUCUGGUGUAUUGGACGGGCUACCAGAUGCUCCUCACGUGGAGAAGAGGCAUCCGCCUAGCGGAGGAAUCGAUAUCGAGUUGCAUUCCAACGAACCGGCACGACCGAACUCAGCCGAAAGUGUACCAGCGGCACCUUCAACCGAUUUGAUCUUUCUUACAAGGAGGGACCGUCCGAAGAGUGGUGCGACCGUCACCAGCAGGCAGCGCCCGAAGAGCGGUACGACCGUCAGUUGGGAAGAUGACAUUUCAAUGCUUGCGACGAACCAGCGCGCACAAUCGGGGACGAAGGAGAGGGGGUCCCGAAUUCCAUCGGCGAUCAACAAUAGAGACAUACCGCCCUCGAACAAUCUCCAAAGCAACGACUUGGGGGACUUCAACAUAACGUUCGUCAACAUAGAACCAGGCCCCCGCAGGCCAGAGGUGCAAAAGUCGACCGGCGCGACCCCAGAACUGUCACAUGAAGUUCCCGAGAUGGGCGGUUUUCGGCUGCUUCUGGACAUACAAAAGAAUCAGAAGAGAGCUUUAACACAAAACGCAACGGACGCAUCCUCCGGAGACGGAAUAAAUGCAAGCGAUCGGUCUGCUCAUCUCUCGAGAUCGAGAGUAGUCUCUGGAGACCGAAGAUUCCCAAUCCAGGUCCCAUCGGAGGAUGGAAGAUCGACCCCUAAUCAGCAGGUGCAUGUGCAUACCAUCCACAUAGCCGCUGGCGGACACGAUGGCGAACGUUCCAUGAGAUCUCCUCGAAGCUCCAGCGCCAGGCGGGCCCGCUCUCCGAGACGGCCCAGCACUUGUCCGGGAGCGCAGGGCUCUCGGCGUAGUCGCUCAUUGUCGAGUAGUGGGCAGAGAUAUGGGGCGGUGAUGGAUGGGAUGCACAUGAAUCCCGCAGCCGGUGAUUCAGAUCAGGAACAUAGUAUGCAUCAAGGUGAGGCACACGCCAACGGCAUUGGAGAUAGCGUCUAUGUCCAGGGACAGCAACGCAAACAUCCAAGGGCAUCGCCAACGCCUUCAACUCCGCAACCCUGGGAAGAUGAUCAUCUAGAGCGGAGGUUAGAGACGUACAAUCUCGCCGACCGUGCAAGAUCCCCAUUUGUUUUCGGCAAUGAAGUCCAAGCAAACGCUUUGAUUCCGUUCACACCUGAAGGGCAGUAUCAGCGGUCUGCUUUUGUCUGUCACAUCCCUGGCAGGAGUCGAAAUGAGCCUCAGUACUACUACGUUGAAUCAAAGGUCACUCGGCGCGGAAUGCGUGAGGAAGAAGACAGAUCUCGGGUAGCGACAUGGCGCAGUAUGACCCAGAUGUAUGAGAGUAAGAUGACGGCGAAGAAGAGCGUGCCUACGAAGAAUAUCGUGCUCUCCGAUUGCACUGGCGAUAUUCUGCGACCACCCAUGCGCUCCAUGACAGCCUCCCGAGAGGCAUCUCGGCCGUCGACGAAGCAGAGCAAGCGGAAUGCAUCAGCACGUCCUGUUAGGACUCCGCCCGAACACUCCAGCCUUCUCAUCAAGCUGAUCAAGGAUCUUGUUAGGAGCAAAUCGGAAGACAACAGUCCAAAAGAAGAGAAAAAGCCACAGUGGGAUCCCAAGUGUUGGACUACAACCGAAUAUGUGGAAGAAUUAGGCGAGAGUCUCGAGUACGAGAUCUCGGUAGUUGAUGUCAAUGCGCAAUACGAUCAUAUUUUGAGGAUGGGAGGUGAAGAUCCCACUUGGAACGCAGAAGUUCUCGCAUCACUCAUGUGGACCCACCGACAGUUUGCCUCGAAAGACCCCGCAAAGGCAGCUAGCACGAGUCAAAGCCCAUCGACUGCUGAAUCACCUGCUCAGUCGAAAUUGAAGGCUCAUCGUGGCGCGAAUGGGAGCAUGUAUCGCCGCCCGCCUGCGAAGGCGAUUGAUAUCCCGUCAAAUCAGGGCAUCGCCAAGGAGGAUGAUUUGUUUGCCGGCGAUGCGGCUGUAUCUGGGUGGACCGACGGAGAAUCCGAAAAUGGGCAACGACCAAAAGAAACGGAAGCCGAUGAUCCUGUCGAAACGACAAAGGAGCUGAUGGCCCUGAGCUCGUUGGAAGAUUCAGAACAGGACAGCGAUGAGCCAGAAUCGGAGCCACGAGAGACGGAGGAUAGGCAAAUGCCCGUGUUCAGGGCCCCGAAAGCAGAUGAGUUCGGCGCCGAUGUGUCAACAAAAUCUAUCCGCCGACGAAGUCUUGCAGGGAUCAGGUCAGGGGGUAACAAGAGAACUAUCUCUUCCGUCUCCACUUUCCAACUGGAAGCUCGAAUCCCUGUUCCUUCAGCCUUGCGGCCUAUUUCUUCAGCUGCAUUUGCCCGAGAUCUGAAGAAGGAGGCAAAUCGACCACAUUCUCGAGGCAUUCGCAGCGCUCCGGACCCAGAUUCUCCAAAUUAUCGCAAACCUCGGCUAUCGCACCUCGAUUCGACAUGUCCUGGUGGCCGCGGAAGGCUGAUUCCAGCAUCCGUGUCGUUACAAAGAAUCACCGCUGGUGACCCUGGUGUGAUUCCUCCAUCAAGAAGGCAGGAAAUCUCGGACUUUUUGAAUGGAUCGGCCCAUCCCAAACAAGGCUCCAAAUCACAUCACCGGACAAGUCUAAUGGAUGGCAAAAUCGCUAAUCCCCCGGUUCAGAGGCUACCUGACGUGAUGGUAGUCAGGAUCGCACAUAGAAAGGACCCGUCUACACGAUGGCGGUCCCACAGUGCCCAUGCAAAGGUGGAACGAACAGACCGUCACGCCGAGGAGGAGACGGUCUGGGUCUCUCAAAUGCCACCCAUCAAAGAUGCUGUGUCGUGGUCGGAUUUGGGCAAACGCGCCUCUCCUACUCCACCAGCCCCACCAGCUGCUGAGAGUGAAUCCAUCCCGUCAGAGCGGCCAGCAACCGAAUCGUCCCGUCCUUCUUCAAGAAAGCUGAGAAUAGUGCAAUUCGCCAUGGACUACCCUCUUCCCCCACGGACUGCGCCGUCCGGAUUGGAUUUUUCUCAACGACUCCCUCCACUAUCGGUGCAGAUGUAGGAGGUGGGAAGGUACUGUAGAUGUAGAGAAUAUGCAGCUUUCCCUUCCCAUCUUGCGUAGUCUCCCGCCAAGCCCCUCAGGAUUUGAGAGAGGCUAGGGUAGGGCUAGAUCCCGUGGAACAAACCGUAAUAAGGAAAAGAGUAUCUUGUUGAGAGUUUCCUAGGUUCCUACGUCUUGUAAUACUGUAGAGUACUGUGUAGACCAUGUAGCUAUCGUAAGGGAAUCGACGGAAAGACGGAAACGCGUGGAAAGCUGCUGAGGGGAGAGGAAAGAGAACCACUUCGA